UGGUGUUGUGUGCUGUAGAAUGAACACAAAUUUUAUUUCCUGCAGUUUGUAUGUUUAAUUAUGCUGUUCAAUAUUUUGUGAAUCAUGUUCAUGUUGUGAAAUGACACGAGGAUUCACUAAUUCUUCAUCAUUUCCUGGUUUGUAUAGUGUGACUUGCAUUCUUAGAUGGGCGACAUACAAUCAGAAGCCCACAUGCCCGCCCUCAUGCCCUCAAUGUAAACAUCCAUUCGAGUCUCUCAACGUUCACCGGUCACUUGAUGGCAGCAUCCAUGACUACAUGUUUGAGGAGAGUGUUUGCCUACUUCUUAGAGCCAGCUGGUUUACACCGCUGGCAGUGGAGGUUCAGGAAGAGGUUUAUGAUGAAUUUGAUGACCUUUACGAGUAUCAGUAUGAAUAUGAGUACGAGGACGAAGAAGAUGAUGAUUUAGAUGAAGGUUACUUUAUUAGUUCAUCAAGUAUUCGAAUAGGUAACCGUAGGUGGGGAGAUAAUGGCUAUGUUAGGGCAGGGCGUAAAGAAGCAAGGCCAGUGAACCGAGAAAAUUUCCAGGACAAUGGUGCCGGUCCAUCACAUGGUUCUAAGAAGAAAGAGGCUGUGAAAGAUACAACAGGUAGACGUGCCAAAAGGGCGCUAAAACGGGAAGCAGCAGAUAAAGCAGCUGCCGCUAAACAUCAGCAGCACUUGGUGAGGUUGGGUCGCAAGUGAUCACUUCCCUGUAAAUAAGAUGAUGGAUGCUAUGCGAGCAACCUUCCCAGUAAUUCAACAUCUCAUUGUACAGGAUAGUUUCUUCAAAUAAUUGACAUAGUAGAUGGUUUUAGGACCUUGAUUUCAAGCUGUAGCUGGGGAAUUCAAGUGAAU
Messenger RNA from Nelumbo nucifera (sacred lotus), 856 nucleotides. RefSeq lists its product as uncharacterized. The record is from RefSeq and is a predicted model, not a curated record. NCBI's taxonomy places the organism in Eukaryota, Viridiplantae, Streptophyta, Magnoliopsida, Proteales, Nelumbonaceae.